Molecule: messenger RNA, 1837 nt
Organism: Pyrus x bretschneideri (Chinese white pear)
Lineage: Eukaryota; Viridiplantae; Streptophyta; Magnoliopsida; Rosales; Rosaceae
Product: O-glucosyltransferase rumi homolog
Exons: 6
Coding region: 154-1725 (523 amino acids)
Source: RefSeq, a predicted model, not a curated record
GAAUACACCCCCCUAAAUAUCUAAUAAGAUCGAGAAGAAGCUAGAUAGUAAGGCCAAGGACUUGUAAUUGAAGUUCUCAUAGACUUGACUAUAUAGCAUAGAAGUACAGGAGGCCUCCUCAAGGUGUCUUGGAGGAUAGCUUGAAGCAUAAACAUGAAGAGGAACAAUCGGAAGCAUUUGUAUGAGUUGUUGGAUGGGACAGGAUUGCAUCGGCAUUUUAUAGGAACAAGUUGGAGGCCAUUGCAGAAGAGAAGUGCAAUAGCUUCUUUAAUCUUCUUCCUGUUGUUGCUGCUUUUGUGUGUUGCUGCGUUGUUAUCUGCUGGCUGGAUUGAUACUAGAAAGUUUAUAUUUUCAGGUACUUAUUCUAACGAAUCAAUCAUACCCACAAAAGAAACCCCAAAAAGAACUGAAUUCCCUCUGCAGUGUACCAAAGGAAUUAAUGUAACACAAACUUGUCCAAGAACCUACCCUACCACACACAACCCCACAAAUCCUAACCAUCCAUCAAACCUCACAUGCCCGUCACACUUCCGAUGGAUCCAUGAAGAUCUAAGACCAUGGAAAGGGACGGGAAUCACAAGGGACAUGAUAGAGCGGGCCCGAAAGACUGCGCAUUUUAGGCUUGUGAUCGUGGACGGAAAGGCCUACAUAGAGAAGUACAGACAAUCCAUACAAACUAGGGACAUGUUCACGUUAUGGGGCAUUUUACAGCUUUUAAGGGUUUACCCUGGUAGAUUGCCUGACUUGGAGCUCAUGUUUGACUGCGAUGAUCGGCCUGUCGUCCGAUCAAAGGACUUUCGGGGGCCUAAUGUUGACCCGCCACCGGUGUUUCGAUAUUGUGCAGAUGAGGAGAGCUUGGACAUUGUGUUUCCAGAUUGGUCCUUUUGGGGCUGGGCUGAGAUCAACAUAAAACCAUGGAGAAGUUUAUUGCCAAGCAUAAAAGAAGGCAAUAAAAGAACAAAGUGGAAGGACAGGAUCCCCUAUGCUUACUGGAAAGGUAACCCUCAUGUGGCUCCAACCAGAAAGGACCUUCUCAAAUGCAAUGUCUCAGAAAAAAAUGACUGGAAUACACGCCUAUAUAUACAGGAUUGGGAGAAAGAAUCUAAACAAGGGUACAAGCAAUCCAACUUGGAAGACCAGUGCAAGCAUAGGUAUAAAAUUUAUGUAGAAGGAUGGGCAUGGUCUGUAAGUGAAAAAUACAUCAUGGCAUGCAAUUCUAUGACGCUGUAUGUAAAGCCUCGGUACUACGAUUUCUUUAUGAGAGGCAUGACGCCAUUGCAGCAUUACUGGCCUAUUAGGGACAACAGCAAGUGCACUUCUCUUAAGUUCGCGGUGGAAUGGGGCAAUAAUCACACAGACAAGGUGCAGGAAAUUGGGGAGGCAGCUAGCAAAUUCAUACAAGAAGAUCUAAAGAUGGACUAUGUGUACGAUUACAUGUUUCAUGUGCUAAAUGAAUAUGCAAAGCUCUUGCAAUUCAAACCGACUAUACCUCCCAGUGCAGUGGAGGUAUGCUCAGAAACAAUGGCAUGUGCUGCAAAUGGUACAUGGAGGAACUUCAUGGUGGAGUCCAUGGUGAAGUAUCCUAGUGAUGAACUGCCAUGUACUCUGCCUCCUCCAUACGAUUCUCCGGCUCUUCGUAAUAUUCUUGAGAGAAAGGCUAAUUUAACUAGGCAAGUAGAAGUUUGGGAAGAUGUAUACUGGAAAAGUAGGAAUAAAACGCAAUAGAACCUUUUCCAAUGUCUCCUGUUGUGCAUUUUCUAUGUGUUCCAUAGGCUAUGACUUGUAAUUUUAUGUCCCAGACUUAAAUGAAGAGAUUUGAACAUAAGAUUCCAAGUAA